CUGCGCUCCGGGGCUGGCCGUGGAGUUAAAGGACAGCUUCAAGUGGGGUGGAGGUGUGGGCUCCCUAGAAGGCAGAGGGGCCCCGCAGAGAGUCCUGGGCCGGUCGGAGUGCUGAGCAGGCACUAACUGUGUGAAGUUUAAUAAGGGCAAGUGCCGGAUUCUGCGCCUGGGAGAGGGAAGCUGUGGACGGGAGUGCCAAAUGAAGAUGUCUUCACUAAUACACUAAUAGAAGGAUGUGCAGAGGAUGCAAAGAGCCAGACUCUUCUUGGAUGUACUCAGCAAAAAGAAGACUUGUGGAUACAAGGGACAACAAGCAUAUAGAUAGAAAGAAAAGGAUCCUCACUAUGAGCCAUGAUUGAACACUGGAGCAUGGUCACCAAGGGAGGUUGUGGAGUCUCCAUCCUUGGAGAUAUCCAAAACCUAGUGAGACAAGAUUUGAACUAUAUGAUCUCUAAAAAUCCCCUUCAGCCUAAGUUAUCCUGUGAUGUAAAUGAUGGCUCUUUUUAGUCUUUUAUGCAGCUCUCUAUCAAACUAGUAUUUUAUUUUCAGCUUAUUCUAAAUGUGAAGAGAAGAAGAGCCAGGAAAUAUUUUCUUAAAUUCAGUGUUUGUUUGUUUGUUUUGCUGACAGAGCCAUUUCUUUGACAAUCGUUCAAGAAAGAAACAUUCUUAUUGAUUGUGAACACUCUAAAGUAGAUUUUUCUGCCAUUAAAUCAUCAGAUCACGCAUCUAACUUAAAAUUUAUAGGGAAUAAAAUAAGAGCUUGUUUCUCUUGAAAAGUGUACAAUCUAGGAAAAUCUUGAUUCUGCAGAAGAAUUCUUAUGUAUCCUUUCUUUGUUGUAAUAGGGUCUAAGUUAGAUCUCAGGUAUAAGGCAAAUAGGUGGAAGUAGAUGUGUGGAAAUAGUAAUAAAUUUUUUAAAACUGCAGUCUUUUCUUGUAAAAAAUGAUAAAAAUGAAAGAUAUUUCCCUAACCAGAUAUGCUUAGAUUUCAAAUGGAGAUUCAACUGAAUGUACACCAAAGAUUAUUUAGUCAUGUAAUAGUUCUUGUUUGUGGCUUUUUUUUUUUUUUUUUUUUUUUUUUUUUGUGAAUGAAAAUUAGAUUGGCUGAAUGUAUCUUCUAAACCAGUAAGACAGACUCUGCAGGUUCUUUGUUUCAGGGAGUGUUGUAUUAUAGUGUUUGUUGUGGUCAGUGACUGACAGUGACUGAGCAAAUUAUGAACUAAGGGUAUUGCCCAAUACUAUUCUACCAUCAUUUAUAAAAGCAGAACUGGUUUACAGUGUUGUAGGAAGAUUAUCUCGUAUCUAGCAGAUACUUGUUGUAGCACUAGCAGUUUUGAUGACAGAGACUAUUGCACCCUGUUGUUUCAAUUUAGACUUAAUUCAUUUUGAUUUUCCUAUAUCUGAAGAGUCUUGUUCUAGAAUAAUGUGUUGUUUUCUUUGUGUUUUUGUUUUGUUUUUGUUUAAGAAAUGGAAAAGCUGGUUGCUUGUGUACAAAAAAAGCCAGAUGCUCUUUGUAGGCUGAUCUGCUUUCCAUGGGCUGGAGGUAGAACUUCACAACUUGCUCGAUGGGGCAAACUCUUCAACAACUCAACUGAAGUGUUCUGUAUAAGGCUUCCUGGAAGAGAAAAUCGUCUAGAGGAGCCUUUUGCAAAAGACAUGACAAGUGUAGUUAAUGAAGUUACAAGUGUUUUGUUAAAAGAAUUGAAAGAAAAACCAUUUGCAUUUUUUGCUCACAGUUUUGGAACUUACAUGAGUUUAGCCGUUGCACUUCAUUUGAAAGAAAAGUACAGACUGGAGCCAGUCCAUCUUUUCAUGUCAUCAGCACAUGCCCCAAAUUCUGGAGGACAUCUUGCCCUCAAAAGCAUGACUCCACCUGAUGAAGACAAUGAAUUUCUUGCAUGUAUGGAGAUUGUAGGAGGAAGUUAUCAGCUCCCAUGUGAUGAAGAUGCUAGGAAAAAUAUUGUGCUUACCUCCAGAGAAGAUGUUAGACUUUCUCACACAUUUUCAUUUGAGAAGGCAGAAAUGAAUACCCCCUUCUCCUGUGACGUUACCUACUUUUGUGGGUCUGAUGAUAAAAUAUAUGAUGUACAAGGUUGGCGAGAAAUAACGAGUGGAGAUACUUCCUUUUAUGAGCUUCCUGGAGAUCACUUUUAUCUGGUGAAACCAUCUAGUGAAAGUUUAUUGAUAAAACACAUCACAAGAUGCAUGGAAAAUGCCGGUCUAUGAGUAUUUACCUCAAUUUUAAUAGCAGAGUGUAAGGUUAGUCCACAGCAAUUUGUAAUAAGUCAUUUCUUUCUCUACAUUGCAUGCAGUUAUGCCUAAAAAUUACUCUGUUUCUCCUCUGUAAUACUUUAUACGAGAAAGUUUUUCUGAUGUUUUUGAAAAUGAACAUUGGCUUUGGGUCUUAAAAAAGGUUUCAACUUUUCCUUCUUCUCUUGCAUG
Molecule: messenger RNA, 2439 nt
Organism: Prinia subflava (tawny-flanked prinia)
Lineage: Eukaryota; Metazoa; Chordata; Aves; Passeriformes; Cisticolidae
Gene: OLAH
Product: oleoyl-ACP hydrolase
Exons: 7
Coding region: 1465-2223 (252 amino acids)
Biological process (GO): lipid biosynthetic process
Source: RefSeq, a predicted model, not a curated record